AUGCACAUUAAUUGGAUGACGUCAGAGAUAAGACCAAUGCAAAAUAAUUGUAAUCAAACAGCAGCGGAAAUGAAAGAAACCAAAUUACCAUAUUCGCACGUCGAGCAACUUCCAAAAAAACAAAUUCCACAAAAUGAAAGCAAUUAUUUUCCUAUCAAUAUGCACCAUUUCCCAACUCAAGCUAAUCACGAAGAUGUUCAAGUGUGGCCGACAGCUCGACCUGCUGGCACUACAGAAAUAAGUAUCGAUCCGCCACCAAUAAAUUUGCCAACUUUAAUUGGAGAUCUAGCACUUGGUCCACAUGACAAGAAAAAGGCUGAUAUUCUAAAUAGAUCCGUUCCACAUUCCGAUUUACAAAACUGUGGAAAUUUCCUAUCCGUUACUCAGUUAAUGAAUCGCAGCACAGAAAAUAUGCCACAGCGAUCUAAUGUGCUCAUGGCUGAUCAAAAGUCUUUAGCGGCGAAACAAAAUUUACCUCAUAUCGUUAAUGAUAAUAGAAAAACGAUGACUUCAUCUCAGACGAAUGUGGGUUACGGUUUUAACGACUCGAAAGUACUUAACUCUUAUGAAAAUAUAAAUCAAUUUCUACAAAAUAAAUCAAAAUCUUCUUUGAAACCCGAGAAAAAUGCAAAGGCACAUAAAAAUAAUUAUUCCGCCGAAGCUUUGAUACGUGGUGGAACCAAUUACAAUCAAAAACUACAAGACCAUUCCAGUAACAAAUUUAUGAUGCCUGCUCAGAAAUAUAACGAUUUUAAUAUCCAAGAUUCGGGAGUCGCCCAAGUGUCUCAUUUUCCAUCUAUCAUUGACUAUUCCGACAACAGCUACACUGGACAGCAAUUCUCAGGGACAGCAUUAUACAAUUCAACUACAAACACAAUAUCAAAUUCUUUUUACUCCAACUUCAUGCCGGGAAGCAGUAACUUGAUGUCGGGAAAUUAUACGGGAGCACCUUUCAGCAGCGAGUUUGUUGAUUAUAACCAAUCUAUGGAAUGUAACUAUACGAAUCACAAAUAUAACGAGGUAAAAAUGAGAAACAACACAACUACGUUCCAACAGGAAAAAGAAACAACUAAUUACAAGAGUUCAAGAAGAGAAUCGGCAGCAAAACAUAAACUGGAAUGUUCUAAAAAAGAUUCCAAUAAAAAAUAUCAAAGUAAAAGACCAAAAUUAACCAAUGAAGUCGAAGAGUGGAAUGACAGUUCCCAUUUGCUCUGGCAGAAUAAAACGCCAUCUAAACGACAUCAAAAUUUAAUGUCAGAUGAAAUUCCAUUCCCGAACUAUAUGGGAAAUCAAAUGCCAACUCAGUAUCAGCCAGAUUUCUUUAAUAGCCAUAUAAUGCCAUCCAACAUGCAGGGCGUGGCUAAUGCUGAUCGUUCCUUGGCAAGCUUCCCAGUAGCAUCUCGAGCUAACUUUAACCUAAGCGCUUUAUUUCCGGAGAUAACCAUGAAAGUGCAAUGA
Molecule: messenger RNA, 1458 nt
Organism: Danaus chrysippus (African queen)
Lineage: Eukaryota; Metazoa; Arthropoda; Insecta; Lepidoptera; Nymphalidae
Source: the annotation of a GenBank genome assembly